This is a messenger RNA of Electrophorus electricus (electric eel), 2279 nucleotides long. It is a transcript of the gene ciao3, whose product is annotated as nuclear prelamin A recognition factor-like. The record is from RefSeq and is a predicted model, not a curated record. NCBI's taxonomy places the organism in Eukaryota, Metazoa, Chordata, Actinopteri, Gymnotiformes, Gymnotidae.
GUUGAGGGUAGAGGUCAUUCAACAUGGCGUCAAAUUUUAGCGGUGUCUUACAGUUAACUGAUUUGGAUGACUUUAUUACUCCAUCACAGGAAUGUGUGAAGCCAUUAAAGCUUGACAACAAACAGGGAAGGUCUGUUGCAAAAAUCCAAAUUGAAGACGAUGGCAAUUACUUUCAGGUCAACCAGGAUGGCCAGAUGCAUAAGCUGGAGAAAGCCAGGAUUACACUGAAUGACUGUCUGGCAUGCAGUGGCUGCAUCACUUCAGCUGAGAGCAUCCUGAUUUCCCAGCAGAGCCAUGAGGAACUGUACAGAGUACUGCGCCAGAACAAGCAGAGUGACAGCAUUGAACAGAAAGUGGUGGUGGUGUCGCUGUCGCCGCAGUCGCGGGCAUCGCUAGCCGCACGCUAUGGUCUUAGCAGCAGCGACGCUGCCAGGAGGCUCACUGCCUUCUUCAAAAACCUGGGUGUUCAUUAUGUGUUUGACACUGGCUUCAGUCGUGCUUUCAGUCUCUUAGAGAGCCAGAGAGAGUUUUUGGAGAGGUUUUCCCGGAAAGAGGAGGACAAAAAAUCCCUGCCCAUGCUGGCGUCAGCUUGUCCUGGUUGGAUCUGCUAUGCCGAGAAGACUCAUGGUGAUUUCAUCUUACCUUACAUCAGCACAACACGCUCCCCCCAACAGAUGAUGGGAUCCUUGGUCAAGAGAUUUUUCAGUAUGCAGCAGGCUCUUGAACCACAAAAGAUCUACCAUGUGACAGUGAUGCCAUGCUAUGACAAGAAACUGGAAGCUUCCAGACCAGAUUUCUACCUUAGAGAGUCUGAAACCAGAGAGGUGGACUGUGUAAUUACUUCAGGAGAAGUUCUAAAGAUGUUGGAAGAAGAAGGUGUAUCUCUGAAUUAUGUAAAUCCAGCACCUUUAGACACUAUGUUUAACAAUAUGUGUGAUGAAGAGUUGCUAUGUCAUGCUGGGAGUGGUUCAGGUGGCUAUCUUCAUCAUGUUUACACCCAUGCUGCCAAACAGCUCUUUGGUGUAGAAGUGCAGGAAAUCACAUAUAAGACACUCAGGAACAAGGACUUCCAAGAAGUCACUUUAGAGAAAGAUGGUGUGGUUCUUCUGCGUUUUGCUGCUACUUAUGGUUUCCGCAACAUUCAGAACCUUGUGCAGAAGCUGAAGAGAGGAAAGUCACUGUAUCACUUUGUAGAAGUUAUGGCAUGCCCUUCAGGGUGCCUUAAUGGAGGUGGGCAGCUGAAACCUGUCGCAGAUCAGUCCAACAAGGAACUGCUGCAGCAGGUUGAUGAACUGUACAGAGCAGAACGAGUGUCCGCACCCGAGGGGGAUGCACGGGUGGUCGAGCUUUACCGCUCCUGGCUCGAGGGCAUGGGAGAGGAGCAAGCGCAGCAGCUGCUUCACACACAGUAUCACGCCGUGGAGAAGAGCACCAGUGGCCUCACCAUCAAAUGGUGAGGGGCAGCUUGUCCAUGGUGCUGCCAUGUGCAAUAAACCCUUGCCUGCUACUCCAUGUCACAGGAACAAAGUCUAGAGUGGGGAAAAACAAGCCAGCAUUGGUCUGGCACUUGGCAAAUGUGAUGAUGAUGAUUUAGUAUAAUAUAAAUUUUAAUUUUUUUUAUCAUAUAAUGUAUGCAAAAGUACAAAUUAUUGUGGUUAGGUCUGACAAAGCUUAAAUACUUUAGGUAAGUGAUCAAAUGAGAUGUGUAUUUACUUUUUAUUUUAAAACAUUUACAACUUUGAAUAGAUAAUGUAUAAUAGAUACAAUAGAUAUAAUUAUUUCUGGGUUUUUUUUUGUUUUGUUUUGGAGGAAAUAAACAUUUAUCAGUAAAACCUUUUCAUAUUGAACUCUGGAUGUAUUGCCUAAAGCACAUCAAACCAUGCAGAUUAAUAAACUAUACAUUUUCAGUUGAAAUAUGUAAAUCAUGAGAAAGGUUUACUGAUCCCUAAGCAGGCAUCAGUAAAUUAAAAAAAAUCUGGAUUUUAUUUUUUGUACACUAUUUACAGUGUCAUUGAUUUAAGUACUCGUGCAAAAAUAAGUGUGUAAACAAGCAUAAAAUAGGCAUAUCUGAAAUAAGUGCUUCCUUCUUCCCUGUGAAAAGGUGCAAAAAUUGGUGUCACAAAAAUGAAUCUGUAAAAUUAGUGAUACAAUUAUUAGUGCACAGUAUGUUAAUGCAUACAGGUUUCAAAAGUAAAAACUAUGACAUCAUUUCCUGUUAGCCUAGAUGCUAACAUUUUCUGUCCCUCAUAUGAUUGAUGAGACACCUCUGGCUAUAACAC